Messenger RNA from Electrophorus electricus (electric eel), 2104 nucleotides. The record is from RefSeq and is a predicted model, not a curated record. Lineage: Eukaryota; Metazoa; Chordata; Actinopteri; Gymnotiformes; Gymnotidae.
GAAGGCAGCAUUGCACUGUAGGCUGGAGGCCACACCAGCACGAGCUCCGAAUGAAUGGAUCCCAGUAGUCGCAUUCAUGUUUGUGCGCUUCUGUAAAAAUACAUUCACCCGUCAUUUAAUCAGAAACUCUCUGUCGCUGUCGGCUGGAUGGGUUUGUGGUGUUGGACCUCCUGAUACCCAGAGAACACACCUGACACCCACCCAAACCACAAACAUGGCAGUAGUGUCUCCUGGGUGAUAGCAGACCUGCCAAAGCACAGACUGUGCAUAUGGUUCUCGAUCCUGAUGACAAAGACAACCAUUCACUGAAAAAACAGACCCUAUUGUCUCAUGCAAGGAGCCAUAAUCUGGAACCCGGAUUGAGACAUCGAACGAGCUAGUCCUCAUCCUCAGUGCCCAGGACACAGGCUGCAUUUCCCUCUCCAGUACUGGGCACACAGCACCGUGCGGACUGGACACCCAGCUCUGGAGACUCUGUUGAUCCAGUGUGUGUUCUGCCAGUUCGGCCUAUCAGAGGGAAUCACAUGUGAGAGAGGUGCGGUUUUCACGAACACCCAGACACCUGGAGCACAUAUUGGCCCUGGGUGGAGCAUGCCCAAAGCUCUGCCUCCACUGGGCUCUCCAUUUCGAUUGUGUCCUGGGAAAUGCGUCAUGGUCUCCGCGGCGCCAUCGCAAACUACAAAAGAAAUGCAGAGCCCUCACUGAAUUGAAUACCUGAAGCCUCGGAGACACCAUGAAUCCUUGGAGAUGUGGCAUGCUGGUCUUGGUGGGCAUACUGGGCUGGACACUGCUCUUCUUUCUUUACUUUUCCUGGAGCAUUGACUCCCACUCAAGCCUGCUUCUGGCCGUCGUGGACACCCGCCACGUUCAGUUGAGUGCCAGGACCUUGACCACGAUGAGGGGACAGAAUGACAGCAGUGUCCAGAGACAGGUUAGACUACUCCCCCCCGCCAUGAUGCUGCCCCAAGUGAACAAGUGGAGGAGAGCGAGGAGGCCCUUGGACUUUGAGUUCUUCUCUGAGGGAAGGCAGGCGGUGCAUGCGCUGUGGAAGGGCCAAGCCUCGGCAGAUAUGCUGAGCUUUAGACUGCAGGAAGCCAAGAAAAGUUACACUGGCAUCAACCCGCACAAUGUGACGUACACGGGCUCGAUGGUGGCACAGCGCGGCACCCAGGACUUACUGUGUCAGCUGAAACGGCAGCAGCUCAGGACCGUGGACGGGACCGAGGAGCCUUUCGCCAAGCUGGGCUGGCGGCAGCUGGUGCCAGGGAAGCCUCUGCAGCAGCUCCGCGACACCCCCUACAGGACAUGUGCUGUCGUCACCUCCGCUGGUGCCUUGCUCAGAUCAUCUCUGGGGAAAGAGAUUGAUUCCCAUGAUGCAGUUCUGCGGUUCAAUGCGGCUCCAACCAGGGGCUUUGAGGACCACGUCGGCAGCAAGACCACAAUCCGUAUCAUCAAUUCACAGAUUUUGGCUGACUCAUACCAUUUUGCAAGCAGUUCUCUCUAUAAGAACAUUACACUGUUGGCGUGGGACCCUACCUCAUACUCUGCCAACCUAGAGAAGUGGUACAGUAAACCGGACUAUGACCUGUUCCCGGCGUACGUGGAGCGCAGGAGGAGCUCACCCUCCCAGCUCUUCUAUAUACUGCACCCUGCCUUCAUCUGGCAUCUGUGGGAUGUGCUCCAGAACAACAUAGACGAGGACAUCCAGCCUAACCCACCCUCCUCCGGCUUCAUAGGCAUCAUUGUGAUGCUGAGCCUGUGUGAGAAGGUUGACAUCUAUGAGUUCAUCCCUUCCAGACGACACACGACGCUGUGUCACUACUAUGACUACUACCACGACAUGGCCUGCACGCUCGGGGCCUAUCACCCGCUGCUCUACGAGAAGCUCCUGGUCAGGAGGAUGACCGAGACCUCCAUGGACGACCUUUCGAAUAAUGGCAAGGCGGUCCUCUCGGGGUUUAGUCAGAUCACCUGCUAGCCGUAAUGUUUCAGAGGCGGGUUGCUAACAGCAUGGACUAAUUCCCCCUCCACUGAGCAGGGUGAAGGACCAUCACACAGCACACACCAUGCACACAUGCCACACACGUGCUGCCACGUGUGUAUC